AACCGACCCGCAUAAUCGGGUAAUAAAAUACGCGGCAUGGCUGGCUGCCCAGUCUCAGAUUGAGCGUUUCACAGUCACUGCCGCCGCAGCAGCACACAUGCUACGACACAGUUUUGGCGGAUUCUCCGCCACCAAUCCCUUAUUUAUCUCCCCUCUUUUCAAACCCAUUCACUCUAUAUAACAAAACGCUAAAACCAAACCCCUCUCACUCACUCACAAAAUCCCCAAAUCAAACCAAACCAAACCUAGGGUUUCAUCUUCUUCACAAAAUGAAAGCUUCUCUCAAAUUCCGCGACGAACAGAAGAAGCCACUGUUCAGAGCCAAGGUUCCACUCAGCGUCCUCGGCAUGCCGUUCCAAUCCGGCAUCGUCGCCGGCGACUCCAAGGAACUCACACUCAACCUCGCCACAUUCUUCCAAUCUGGCCCUUCCAUCAGAGCCUCUUACCGCCCUAACGACUCCAAAAACCCCUUCUCCGUCGUCGUCAAAACCGGCACCGGACCCUUCGGUUCGCCGCUCUCCGGUUCCAUGCUCAUGAGCUGCGAGUUCAACCUCCUUGCUCGUAGCGGAGGACCACUCUUCAUGCUCCAUUUUAAGCCUCGGUUUGGGGAUUUCACCUUCAAGAAGACACAGUCCUCGAUCUUUGAGAGUGGGGGGUUUGGGUCUGGGUCUGAUGAUGAUGGUUCGAUUGAGGUUGUUGAGAAGCCGGUGAUUGGGUCGUUUUCUGCUGGGAAGGUGCCGAUUUUUGGGAGUGAUUCUCCUGCUGCUGGGGCGAUUGUGAGCGCGUUUUCUGGGAUGGAGGUUGCGGCGAGGACGACGCUUCCGGUGAGGGGACGGGCGGCGGUGAAUUUUCGGUGGGGGGUUAGGGUUCCGGCGGAGGUAAAGGCGAUUGGGAAUAACAGCAGCGGCGCGUUCCAGAGGAUUCCGUUUCUGGUUAUGGAUAAGAUUGGGUUCGAGCUCUUGCCGGAGCUGAAUGGUGAGUUGAAGAAGGGCAAUGGUGGAGCUAGUGAGGGCUCGGGGUUUGUGGCGGGUUCUGAUGUGGCGGAGGCGUGCUUGGCGGUGAAGAGGCAGAUGGAGGUGCUGCAAUUGGAGAACGGGUCGCUGAGGAGCGCUGUGGAGGAUCUCCGGCGAGAAAUCGGGGGUGGAAGGUACAGAAAGAUUGAGAAGAGUGUAGUCAAAGGGAAGAACACUGAUGGGAGAAAGAAUGAGAAGAAAACGGCGCCAGAUUUUAGUGGGUUUCCGGGAAAAUCAUUGGAAUCUGAUGUCGCCGCCACUGGUGCAUGAACCAUGCCUUCAUUUUGCAAUUUUGUUUAUAAAAUCUUUGGGGUUGGGGUCUAAUUGUUUUCUUGUCUGUCAUAGAUUUCAAGUUUCCGUUUUGAAACUGGGACUUUCCUUAUUCAGUGUCACAUAUAUCAUGAUAUAUAAAAAUGUUAUGUUGAUUCUGCUUGGUUA
Messenger RNA from Lotus japonicus, 1451 nucleotides. RefSeq lists its product as uncharacterized. The transcript has a single exon. Bases 270 to 1283 code for a protein of 337 amino acids. The record is from RefSeq and is a predicted model, not a curated record. Lineage: Eukaryota; Viridiplantae; Streptophyta; Magnoliopsida; Fabales; Fabaceae.